Messenger RNA from Amphimedon queenslandica, 378 nucleotides. RefSeq names its product putative transporter svop-1. The coding region runs from base 11 to 370 and encodes 119 amino acids. The transcript has 5 exons. Gene Ontology annotation, cellular component: membrane. The record is from RefSeq and is a predicted model, not a curated record. NCBI's taxonomy places the organism in Eukaryota, Metazoa, Porifera, Demospongiae, Haplosclerida, Niphatidae.
UUCUGGUGGAAUGUGGAAAACCUCAAUACUCCUCAUAAUCAUUUGGUUGGGCUGUGCCUGGCUGUAUUACGGAGCUAUUCUAAUUACUACAACAAUCCUUGAGACUGGAUGUGAUCCUCACUGUGGAAGUGUCAACCAGUCAUUAAACUCUGGCUAUCAAAACCUCACAAGUUCGUUUUACUUGAAAAUCACUUGGACUCCUGCUGCAGAGUUCCCUGGUAUUAUAAUUACGCUGGUUAUAAUUGAAAUCGUUGGACGUAAGAUUACAAUGGCACUUGAGUUUGUUGGCUAUGUUAUAUUCUUUGGAUUGAUAUUAAUAUGUGUAUCAGAAACUCUGCCAGGAUUAUUCGUUCCUCUGUCUUUGGUCUAAAUGAAAAA